Molecule: messenger RNA, 1427 nt
Organism: Ornithodoros turicata
Lineage: Eukaryota; Metazoa; Arthropoda; Arachnida; Ixodida; Argasidae
Product: DENN domain-containing protein 10-like
Exons: 7
Coding region: 209-1273 (354 amino acids)
Biological process (GO): protein transport; regulation of early endosome to late endosome transport
Cellular component (GO): late endosome
Molecular function (GO): guanyl-nucleotide exchange factor activity; small GTPase binding
Source: RefSeq, a predicted model, not a curated record
AGCUGACACAGUGUUUCUGGCGCACUGGCGCACAAACAGUGGUUUAGCAAGGUCAUAAACCUUUCGUGUGUCUCUGCGUAGUUCCAUAAAAAAAUGAAACAAUACAGCGAACGUGGAAGCCACGUUUAUAGUUCUGUCUGAUCGUAGUAAAUGUAAAUGGGAGCAAAUCGCAGCGCUAUCGGCGACAUGUAAACGCCCAUCAUGUGUCAUGGCUGCGUUUAACGAUCUGAGAGCGAUUGGUUUAAUAGAGAAAGACACUAGCAAUGACGUUCUUUGGACAUGGUCCUACCCUUCCUUCAGCGCAGAUGACCGUUCAUUAUUAUUACUCAAAUGUGAUUUGGAGAAUGACAGCAUUACCAGCGAACAGCCUGUAUGGUUCCGAUACUGUCACCAUCACGGUGAAUGGUUUUACAUGCACCAGACUGAAGUGUUCGACAGUGAUAAUUUAAGUCGGGUACGUCUGUUUGUACUCAUCUUGCGUACGAAAGACCUGAACCCUGAGAAGUACGAGACAUUAGCGAGAAUACUGAGUAAAGUAUACUGCAAGAUGGGCGAUCCAACGGCACUUCUGCGGCUUUUUCUUUCGGUCUCUAUCAAAGGGUCCUGUACGACGGAAGAAAACGGAACCUUUCUACUGAAAGAUUUUGAACGCAAACGAGACGUCGUCCAAGUGCACAUCAAAGAAAUAAUCCGGAUGUUUGGCCUGGAAACUAUCCUCAUCUACACAGCAUUGAUACUAAAGAAACGUGUGAUGGUGUACCAUCAUAAGCUAAGCUUACUUCUCAAAUAUAUCAGGGUGUUUCCGGCAUUGACGCAGCACAGGACAGGGUGCGAACACUUUUUCCCGUUCAUGGAACUGAACCAGGGAGAACUGGCGGAACUGUCCGGGAGGAGCCACUACCUGGUGGGCUUCCGAGACGCUGCAGCCGAGGGGCGGCUCGACCUCUACGACUUGUUUGUUAAUUUGGCUGCCAUCGAAAUUACCGUGGCUCCGCACUGCAAAGAUUCGUUUCAGAUGAGCAAAACCCACAAGGAAAUUGCCAUGUUUAUGGUGAGGCAGGCAGACAAUGAAAACGUGUCUGACCAGGAUCUGAUCCGUGACAUAGCAACAAAAACGCAGGAGCUGCUGUCGAACCUCAAACGUGCCACGUCCUGCAGUCAAAACGGAAGACAGGUAGUCAGCCUUCAGAAGCUGAAAGAACUCAAGUUUGCCCCUGCCCUGGAGAACUUCUACUGGAACCUGGCAGUGGCAGAAGGGCUUGUAGACGUGUGAUUGGAAUGUCUUUGACCCAGUAGUUGUGGUGUAGACCCAUUGUCUUGUGGUUAAAUGAGAUGUAAUAUAUGAGUGAUUGCUUAAGUUGGUCAAGGCAGGCACUGGCUUUGUCUUUGGAUCUGUACCUGAUUUUAUUAAAGGGUGCAAUGGAAUA